ACCUAAAAAAAUACUCGACUCAACCGAUAAUAUUAAACAUCGAUAACUGUGAAAAUCUAAAAUAUACCAGUGCUACUAAAAUUCAGAAAAUUUCAUUCGAUUCAUUGAUACAUUUAGAGUUGUUCACCAUAGCAGUUCAAUGUUAAGCCAUAGAGGAGUCAUAGAACAGGUUUACGCGAACCAACCAGUCGACAAGAGUUGGCAAAUGGAUAGAGAGAUGCUCCCGAAAUUGCGGUGCUGCUAACAUCCACGUCUGACCAAACAGUUUGUAAAUCAGAUCGAAAGAUGCAGUCAGCGAUCUUGCUCGUCCUCCUCCUGAGUUACUCAGGAUGGGUAAAUGGACUUUGCGACUUGGAGAACGGCGUAAUAGCACAUUGCCACGAGCUAGAAGACGUCAAGUACAUCGAAACGUACGACCUUGAAACGCUCAAGGCUUCCCAGGCGAAACCAGUCCUCCGUCCCGGUAUCUUCGUCAACCUGACCAGCCUACGACAUUUGGACCUCUCCAGAAGCGGCAUCGAACGAAUAGAACCAGGAGCCUUCCGCGAACUGCACAACCUACGAAGCUUGGACUUAGCUGAAAAUAAUCUGGAACAGCUGGAGCUAGGUUCCAUAGACGGUCUGCACCAUCUGCACAAUUUAAAUCUCCGCAAAAACAAUUUGCAACAAUUGCCUCCCGUGUUGGCUCGUUUGAAGAUAAAGUACCUGGACAUCCAAGGCAAUCCCUUGCAAUGCAACUGCUCGACGCUCAGAGUGAGAGAUUUGAUCGUCAAGAGGGGCGUGAAGAUCAUGAAGAAGGUGCUCUGCGCAGGUCCAGGUAAUCUGAAGGGGAUGUCGUUGUUCAAGGUGGACACAGCCACCACUUGUCGUUUCGAGGAGCAAGACCGGGAGAUGCAGAAUGACCAGCCUUCAGUGUCAGAGGAGGAAUUUGGAUCAGGAGACGAUCUGGGUAACAGCGAGGAGCUUACGAGCGGUUCCUCGGAGAUCCCUAAGGAAGUGGAGAUCGAAACUCCGCUUCCAGACGCGCCUGAAGUCUCCACUCCUUCGAUCGUUCAGUCAUCGUUUGCGGACACCAGUGAGUCGCAACAGAGCUCAAGCUCCUCCGAAGAGGCGGCGACCACACAAAUGGCGCUGAAGAAGACGAUCGACAAAGACGAAGAGAUCUACUUCGAUUCCGAUGAGAAGACCUCGACAUCCACCGCGGCGGUUGAGAGACAGAAGGUGUACGUAGACAACUUGUUCCAUCCGGAGGGUUCCGGGGAUGUGGAGGACGGUUCUGGCGAAGGUUCGGGCACGGACGAGGUGUUCGGCACCUGGACGAAGAUCGGUGAGGUGGAGAAACCUGUCGAGAACGAAGAGACCUCGUCCAUCGGCAGCGGACUGUUCGACAUGUUCGUCAAUAUGUUGUGGAGCACCACGGAGGCUCCUGGCGCCGCCAACGAUCCAGACUUGGAGGAAGAACAGUUCAUCGACGUGUCCUCGGCGAAGGAAGUCGAGGAGGAGAUCAGCACGCAGAAAGUCACCCCGAAGGAGACGGCUCCACCCACAACCGAGGCGCCCAAGGUCGAGAUCAUCGACAACGAAUUGCACGACAAAUCGAAGUUAGAAAAAGUCGUGGAGGAAAGCGACGUCGAGGAGAACGACAGGUCGGCCGAGGUGGCUCUGACGAAGCAGUCCAAGAAAGGCAUGGGCUCUUACUUCGUCCUUGGCGCUCUGCUGGCGAUCCUGGCGACUCUGAUAGGAUUCGCCGCGUACAAAGGAGACUUUUGCAGGAGGAGGAGGAAACGCGGCGAUGUGGAACACGGGACGGAGAUGAAGGACAUGCAGAAGGCUCUGUUGGAGACGGGCAACUCGGCGCGGCCGAAGGUGGCCUCGAACGGAAACGUGGAGAACGUCCCUCUGUUCCAGGACGCGACGGACCACGGGGACACGAAGACCAACGACUUCCAGACGACGAUAGACGUAUCCAAACCUCCAAGUGAACGCACUGAACCGACGAAACCGCCGAGGAAUUCACAAAAUGGCCAGAGGCUGAAGGACACGGCUGAUCAAGAGUCAGCUUCCCUGAACGACGAUUCAUUAUCUGCGAGGAUAAGCUCGGCAGAUCCGGUGGUUGAUAACUGCCCGGUGAACGAGUCACCGGACGUGAACGGACCUCCUCUGAGUCCUGGUGCUCAGAGAGUGAAGAUCACCCUGCAGGAGAACCCUGACAGCGUGCCGAAGACACCCAUACUCAUUACGAGAACAAUGGCUGGUGAGAAUCUAGUCAAAACACCGUGAGGCAAACUGUUUGACGUGGGAACAAGUUGACCAGACACGAAAUUUGAACUGGAAUAAAUGACAACGGGUUUUAAGUUGAGUGACCGACGGAUGGUAAAGAGGGAAUCUAUGGUUUUGUUUCGAAUGAGAUUCAUGGGGUUGCCAGUGUUCCUAAGCCCGUGCAUUUAUGGCCCUUGAUAAACUGUUACGCGAGCUGUAAGAUUUGUUCUUGCGAAUCGUUCUCGUAUAUGAAUCAAGACUGUUUUUAACGAACGUUCAUUUUCAUAGGUUAAGAGGUUAAUAUUUAGAGAUAGCGAUAGAAGAUACGAGCGAUUCUGUGAAACGAGAUUGUACAUAUUUGCAAAUAAUGUACGCGCGAACCUCGGUAAGUUUUUCUUAGGAGACGCUUGUUAAUUACGUGUAUUAUAGACUUGUUAUUUUGCCAUUAAUAAUUUUUUGAAGUUGGUAACAUGUCGAGUCUCAAAGUCUUCGACAUAAAGCGGCAAUAUAACGAGAUUAGAUUAGCGUGUGGCCUUUGAGAGGACGUAAUAAGCAAAGAAAGCUCCAAGCCCCGGGCGUAGGGAAAUAUCGAGGUUUUACUGUAUUUAUAUGUAGGAUGUUUCUAAUUACCUGUUAAUUACUCUGUUUGUGACGAUACGGUAAAAUGUUCCAGGAAGAAAUUACCAUAUUUCAACGGAAAAGUUAGACUGUGAAAUUGAUCUUCCCUGAAUUAUAUUUUCGGAGAAUUUAAACUUUUUAGUGAAACUAUAUUUUUUUCAAUGAAUCCUAGUGAAAAUAUUUUACUAAAACAGUAAAAAUA
This is a messenger RNA of Megachile rotundata (alfalfa leafcutting bee), 3079 nucleotides long. It is a transcript of the gene wdp, whose product is annotated as Leucine rich repeat protein windpipe. Gene Ontology annotation, cellular component: plasma membrane. Gene Ontology annotation, molecular function: protein binding. NCBI's taxonomy places the organism in Eukaryota, Metazoa, Arthropoda, Insecta, Hymenoptera, Megachilidae. The record is from RefSeq and is a predicted model, not a curated record.